GUGGGAGGAUGUGGAAAUAGGGGAACCCAAGGAGGAGAGAUUCGCGUGAAGAACAAAGCCAUCGGGAUCCAACUUCAUCGAUGUUUAUUUCCGUAAAGGGGUAUACAAGGCACCCACCAUGCCCUUCACACCAGGCAUGGAGGCUGUUGGUGAGGUAGUAGCUGUGGGACCUGGACUAACUGGAAGGAAAGUUGGAGAUAUUGUAGCCCUAUGCUGGCGGUCCAAUGGGCUCAUAUGCUGAAGAGCAAAUUCUCCCAGCAAGUAAAGUUGUGCCCGUCCCUCCUUCCAUUGGUCCAGUUAUUGCAGCAUCAGUCAUGCUGAGAGGGCAUGACAGCUCCAAUUUCUCCUGCGUCGCUGCUUUAAGGUUGAGAAUGGACACACAAUCCUUGUCCAAGCUGCAGCUGGUGGAGUUGGAUCCCUAUUGUGCCAAUGGGCUAAUUCCCUUGGGGCAACUGUCAUUGGUACUGUGUCAACUAAGAGAAAGGCAGCUCAAGCUAAGGAUGAUGGUUGUCAUCAUGUUAUUAUCUACAAGGAAGAGGAUUUUGUUUCUACGUGUUAAGGAGAUUACAUCGGGCAAUGGGGUUGAUGUUGUCUAUGACUCAGUAGGAAAGACACGUUUCAGGGAUCCUUGGAAUGCUUGAAGAUUAGGGGCUACAUGGUGAACUUUGGCAGUCCUCGGAA
Molecule: messenger RNA, 681 nt
Organism: Eucalyptus grandis
Lineage: Eukaryota; Viridiplantae; Streptophyta; Magnoliopsida; Myrtales; Myrtaceae
Exons: 4
Coding region: 225-641 (138 amino acids)
Source: RefSeq, a predicted model, not a curated record